AUGCUUAGGAUGAAGACGGCUCUGCUACUCCUCCUUGCCGUGGCUGUGGCCACUAGCCCAGCCUGGGCGCUCCAAUGUUAUGUGUGCAGCAGCAGCACCAACUGUAUGAAGCCUCAGACCUGCCCAGCAAGCUCCCAGUUUUGUAAAACUGCCACCACAGUGAACACUCUGUCUGGGAACCUGGUGAAGAAAGAAUGUGCAGACUCGUGCGUUUCCAACCACAGCCAGCAGGGCCAGAUCAGCAGCGGUUCCUGGGCCGUACAUUGCUGCCAGGGCGACCUGUGCAACGGGAAGCUGUACAGCGCUGCAUCUGUACGUGCCCCGUUUAGCAGCGCCACCCUGGGCCUGGCAAUGAGCCUGGGCCUCCUCGUUCUUAUGGCUCUCAGCCUGUAACGUGCCGCUUGGCAUUGUCCCUGUCCCUCCUUUUCUGCUUCCCCGGGUUCCCAUGCCUUGCUUCCUCCUUGGCCAUGAUGGAGGAGCCAGAUGCUAAGGCUGGGGACUGCCCUUAAAGGCUGGGUGGAGCCUGGGUCCUGGAGGGCACCAAGAGCUGAUGACCUAACACGGUGCCUGCCCCAGAACAGGAAGAUUUGCCCUGCUCCCCAGCAUGGGAGAUGGGGGACAGACAUGACACCAUCCCCUCUGAUUUUGUACUCGUGCCAUUUAUUUUUCUACUUGAACUUCUACAUGGAAA
This is a messenger RNA of Microtus oregoni (creeping vole), 691 nucleotides long. Its product is annotated as lymphocyte antigen 6D-like. The record is from RefSeq and is a predicted model, not a curated record. The coding region runs from base 1 to 393 and encodes 130 amino acids. Gene Ontology annotation, cellular component: cell surface. NCBI's taxonomy places the organism in Eukaryota, Metazoa, Chordata, Mammalia, Rodentia, Cricetidae. The transcript has 3 exons. Gene Ontology annotation, biological process: lymphocyte differentiation.